Molecule: messenger RNA, 1819 nt
Organism: Oncorhynchus kisutch (coho salmon)
Lineage: Eukaryota; Metazoa; Chordata; Actinopteri; Salmoniformes; Salmonidae
Product: EF-hand and coiled-coil domain-containing protein 1-like
Exons: 7
Coding region: 271-981 (236 amino acids)
Source: RefSeq, a predicted model, not a curated record
AUAUCUCUUUGACUGUUCUCUCCCAGGUCGGAGGUGUCUAAAUUACAGCUCUCAGGGUGCACAAGGGCAAAUAAGCAGGUGGGCGGAGCCUGCGGACCAGUCCAGAGGUGUUGCCUAGACAACCAACAGGACCGCCGGUCCCCCACCGGCCGCUCUGAGACAACUCCAGAUAACAGUCAGGAGCAGUUGUUCCGGUCAGUAGAAGGCCAAGCAGCAUCAGACGACGACGAGGAAAAGUGGACAGGUGAACAACAGAGACAGGUGGACGAAAUGAAGAGGAUCCGCACCAGACUGUCCUGCUGCGGAGACAGGUGUGAUGACAAGGCUAUGAAGAAACUGCUGUCCCACUUCAGUGGUUCCAGGAGGAGUGAGGAGAGCACAAGAGGAGGAGGAGAGGAGGAGGAGGAGAGGAGUGAGGAGAGGAGGAGUGUGGUGGUAGAGCUCUUAGAGAAGGUGACGAGGCUGAAUAACAAGUUGGAGCAGAAGGAGACCCAGGCACAACAGUUACAGAUGGACAUGGGCCAGAUGAAAGACAGUCUGGUCCAGGUGUUACAACAGAAAGCUGAGGAGGCAGAGCUGCUACAGACAGAACUACAGCUGCUACAGACAGAACUACAGAUGCUGGAGACAGAAAGAGUGUGUCUGUCCCUAGUGGAGGAGAAGUUGCGUGAUGUUCUACAGCUCCUCCACCAGCUCAGAGACCUCAACGUGUCCCGACGCUCCCUGGGGAAGAUCUUACUGAGCACCUUGGAGUCCUGCAGCGACCCACAACAUGGGAAAGACCACAUUCUGGAGGUUCUGAAUGCUCUGUACCACGAGCUGGCUGCCUUUGAGGUCUUGACCACCAGCGGAUCUCUGGAGAGAACACAAUCCCUCAGCAACCCUCUGGAGAGAACACAGUCCCUCUGCAAUCCUCUGGCGAGAACUCAGUCCCUCGGCAACCCUCUGGCGAAGACUCAGUCCCUCGGCAACCCUCUGUAGAGAACACAGUCCCUCGGCAAUCCUCUGGAGAGAACCCAGUCCCUCGGCAACCCUCUGGGGAGAACACAGUCCCUCGGCAACCCUCUGGAGAGAACACAGUCCCUCAGCAACCCUCUGGAGAAAACGCAUUACCUCAGCAACCCUCUGGAGAGAACACAGUCCCUCAGCAUCCUUCUUUAGAGAACACAGUCCCUCAACAACCCUAGUAAUUACUGAACAACCCUAGUAGUUACUGAAGUUCCCCUGGGCGGUGAGGUGAAGAGGCUUGGACCCUGGCAUGGGAAACAUUUAAAUUGCAUACUCCUUGCGUCCUCUCUCCUCAUCUCCUUCUCAAAACCCAUUGAUUGACAAACCCAGAUGUCCCUCCCCUCUGACCUUUUCCUCAAGUAGGUUUUGAGAAGGAGACGAGAGAGUAUGCAAUUGAGAUGUUCCCCAUGCCAGGGUCCAAGCCUUCUCACGUCAGCGCCCAGGGGAACUUCAGUAACUACAAUUGGUUCCUGGUCAGACCAUAAUGUACAGCAUUAUUUACACUACAUGGCCAAAAGUAUGUGGACACCUGCUCAUCAAACAUCUCAUUCCAAAAUCAUGGACAUCCGUAUGGAGUUGGUACUCCCUUUACUGCCAUAACAGCAUCCACUUUUCUGGGAAGGCUUUCCACUAGAUGUUGGAACAUUGCUGCAAGGACUCACUUCCAUUCAGCCACAAGAGCAUUAGUGAGAUCGGGCACUGAUGUUAGGCCUGGUUUGCAGUCUUUGUCCCAAUUCAUCCCAAAGGUGUUCGAUGGGGUUGAGAUCAGGGUUCUGUGCAGGUCAGUCAAGUUCUUCCGUUAUCGACAAAU